Molecule: messenger RNA, 1410 nt
Organism: Coregonus clupeaformis (lake whitefish)
Lineage: Eukaryota; Metazoa; Chordata; Actinopteri; Salmoniformes; Salmonidae
Gene: mul2
Product: mitochondrial E3 ubiquitin protein ligase 1a
Exons: 6
Coding region: 179-1252 (357 amino acids)
Biological process (GO): organelle organization; protein ubiquitination
Molecular function (GO): ubiquitin-protein transferase activity
Source: RefSeq, a predicted model, not a curated record
UCCACUCACCCGGGGAACCGGGCCAUUUGCUUCACCCGAAGAUGCGUCGCUUCAAGGAAGUGGAACAUGUCAUGUGACCAAAACGAAAAUAGCCCAUUCUUCCGGGGAUGACAACUUGAGUUUUUUCAAAGGCCUGUUACCAGGGAGGUGAGACAGUGUGGAGUGUGUGUUGGGGGGGAUGGAGGAGUUUCCAGUGAGGACGGUGGAGGGGCUGUGUCUAGGCACCAGCUUGGCUAUGUCAGGCCUCUUCUACUACAUCUACAGGAAAAAGAGGAAGACGGUGGACAAGCUCAAUGAUGCACCACAGUUUACUUUGGAUCGGAAACUGGCAGACCUUUUGAAUGUGACGCCGGGAAAGUGUCUGCAGUAUGUUGUCAUUGAAGGGGCAGUGCAGCCUCUGGGGGAGCCUCUGAGGAGUCUGUUCCAGGAGGGCAGUGUGGGGGUGGUGCAGAAACUCAUGCUGAGGGAACAUAAGCUGGUGUGGAACAGCCUGUCUCACACCUGGACGGACAGUGAGCGUGUGCUGCACCAGAGGGUGAACGCGGUGCCCUUCAGCCUGGUGGGGUCAGACCAGGCCAACGUGAGGGUGCUGUGUCCCCUGGAGGCCUCGGGGCUGAAGAUGGAGAUCAUCCAUGAGAAGUUCCACCAGGCCAGCUACAGUUUUACUGACAUCAUCGGACAGUACCUCAGUGGAGAGAAGCCCAAAGGCCAGCUGGAGACUGAGGAGAUGCUCAAGGUUGGCGCAACUCUGACUGGUGUAGGCGAGCUCAUCUUGGACACGGACCGGGUGCUGAAGCUCCGCCCGCCCACUGACGGCUCAGAGUACUUCCUCAGCUCGGCUGACUUUGAGACCCUGCGGCUGGAGCAGGAGGGCCAGGCGGUGGUCUGGCAGGUCCUGGCCUCUGUGUUCGCCCUGGCAGGGGCCGCCGUCCUCUUCUGGGUGGGCCGCCGCUACUACCGCAGCCUGAGAGUCCGCUGGGACCAGGAACGGCUGAGGAGGGAGUUUGAGAGGUUGGGUGCUAGGGGGAUGGGGGCAGGGUCUACGGCUGGGGCUACACAAGAGGGGGCUGGGGAGCAGGAGACACCCCUGGAGAACACCUGUGUGAUCUGCCUGACCCAGCCGCGUAGCUGUGUGCUGCUGGACUGUGGGCACGUGUGCUGCUGCUACAGCUGCUACCAGGCCUUGCCGCAGCCCACCUGCCCCAUAUGCCGGCAGGCCAUCAAGAGGGUGGUCCCCGUCUACCAGGCCUGACGCCAAGCCUGGGAGUAGAACAGAUAUCUGUGUUCUCAUGGAUGGUAUAUGUAUGUAUAUCCUGGGGUGUUGUUACCUGUACUCUAUCCAGGCUCUGUCGCCGCCGGCCGCGACCGGGAGACUCAUGGGCGGCGCACAAUUGGCCCAGCGUCGUCCAG